AUGGCGCGCGCGCGGGAGGCGAAACGGGCGUCGUACGCGCCGACGUGCGCGAUACGGGACGGUCAGGAGCGCGCGCACGUGUACUGCGCGCGAUUUUGCGCCAUCGAAGGCGUCGAUGGAAAGUUUCAGCGAACGUUCGCCACGUGCGCGGGGACGCGGGCGGACGUGUGGGAGUGCGAAAAGUCGGGAAACGUCGUGCUCGUGGCGUCGUUUGAGACGCGCGACGCGAAUGAGGCGUUUUACGCGUGCGAGUGGUGCGCGAUUGACUCGGGGAAAUUGCGGCCGUGCCUGGCGCUCGCGGGGGAGGGAGCGGUGGUGCGCGUCGUAGAUUGCGUCACGGGGCGGCUGCACGUGAAUCUGGUGGGACACGGAGGGACGGUGAAUUCCGUCGUGUCGCACCCGUCGCGGCCGAGCGUGGUGGCGACGGCGAGCAAGGAUUUGAGCGUUCGUCUGUGGCACGUCAACACCGGGGUGACGAUGGCGAUAUUAGCCGGGGCUCGAGGCCAUAGAAAUGAGUUGUUGAGCGUGGAUUUUCAUCCCGCCAUCGACGCGAAAGGGCAGAUGAAGCUCGUCACGGGCGCGAUGGACAACUGCGUCAAGGUUUGGGCCACGCCGCCGCUCGCGGAUUCCAUGGCGAAGGCGGCGACUUGGACGAAACCACUCGCGAAUUUCAAAACGAUCGUCAUCGAUACGCCGAUGUUUUCGAGCAGCAGCGUGCACGACGAUUACGUCGAUUGUGUCGGGUGGUUGGGCGACGCGGUGUUGAGCAAGAGCGUGGACGGCAUCGUGAAGCUUUGGGUGCCAGACGAACCCGUGGGCGUGGUGCACGCGCGAGGGAACCAAUUUCGUUCGGUGUCGGCGUUUGAGCAAAAAGACGCGAAUUUGUGGUGGAUACGCUUCGCCGUCUCGGGAUCGCGAAACGCCUUCGCUUUGGGCAACAUUAAAGGUUUGGUGCUGGUGUGGCGCUUGGACGCGCGCGGCGGGUUGACGCGCGCGCCCGCGAGAUUGGCGGCGUUUCCGGUCAGGCGUAGCGCGUCAAACAACGUUGCGCCCGAAAUCGCGCUCGACGGCUUCGCGGUCGUUCGUCAGUGCGCCAUCAAUCGCGACGGCGACGUCGUCGUCGCGGCGUGCGAUUCGGGCCUCAUCUGUCGCUGGGAUUUGGCGACGCCGAGC
Molecule: messenger RNA, 1173 nt
Organism: Ostreococcus lucimarinus CCE9901
Lineage: Eukaryota; Viridiplantae; Chlorophyta; Mamiellophyceae; Mamiellales; Bathycoccaceae
Exons: 2
Biological process (GO): negative regulation of transcription by RNA polymerase II
Cellular component (GO): ESC/E(Z) complex
Molecular function (GO): protein binding; nucleosome binding
Source: RefSeq, a predicted model, not a curated record